AUGGAAGGAAACAUCGAAGAUGACGAGAUGGCUAACAGCAAUAGCCCCGUUAGCCAUGAGGACGAGAACAGCGAUCCAGAGGAGGAUAAGUUGUCUCUUAUCUUGAGAGAAAUCCGAGAACUCCAGGAAGACAAUAAGGAGCAAUUGGGCGAAAUAAAAAGGGACAUCGGGAAGAUAAACUCGAGAGUGGAUGACACUGAAAGGAGACUUGUAACUGCUGAAGCCCGGGUACAAGGAGCCGAGGAUGUGCUGGCAGAAGUGGUAAAGCAGCAUGAGCAGCUAAAGCUAAAGGUGUGUGAUCUGGAGGGGCGCUCCCGUAGAGACAAUGUGAGAAUUUACGGGAUACCGGAGGGUGAGGAGGGGUCUCCGACUCCAGAUGUGACACUGUUUGUUGAACGCUUGCUACGGGAGAAUCUGGGAUUUCCUGCUGACAAAGAGCUGCUAAUGGAGAGAGCGCACCGUGCAUUAGCGCCACGGCCUCCUGCGGGGAGUCAGCCUCGGUCGAUAAUCGUCAAAUUUCGAAGUUACAGGGCCAAAGACGAAGUGUUAAGGGCAGCUUGGCAAAGAAAAGGUUUCACGUGGAAGGGAAGCAAAAUCAACCUCGAUCAUGAUUAUGCGCCAGAUGUGCUGGCGAAACGAAAGGAAUACGCAGAGAUAAGGAGGAUCCUCAAGGCUAAUAACAUACGAUUUCAAACGCUGUUUCCAGCCCGGCUGAAAGUUUUCCUGAAGGAUGAGACAAAAAUAUAUGAUUCUGUGGAGGACGCCUCGUCGGCUCUUGCAGACUUGGGGCUGCCAGUAACGAGAGUAACACCACCGGAGUCUCUCCUGGCUAAACUUCAACGGUACACCUGGACGCCAGCCCCACGUCGCAAAACGGGAUAUAAAGAAAAGCUGCAAGAGUUCAGACGGGAUACGACAGGGAACAGGAGCACAUGA
Molecule: messenger RNA, 936 nt
Organism: Knipowitschia caucasica
Lineage: Eukaryota; Metazoa; Chordata; Actinopteri; Gobiiformes; Gobiidae
Source: the annotation of a GenBank genome assembly